Molecule: messenger RNA, 2348 nt
Organism: Lucilia sericata (common green bottle fly)
Lineage: Eukaryota; Metazoa; Arthropoda; Insecta; Diptera; Calliphoridae
Gene: bru3
Product: CUGBP Elav-like family member 4
Exons: 9
Coding region: 887-1984 (365 amino acids)
Biological process (GO): mRNA splice site recognition; regulation of alternative mRNA splicing, via spliceosome
Cellular component (GO): nucleus; ribonucleoprotein complex; cytoplasm
Molecular function (GO): mRNA binding
Source: RefSeq, a predicted model, not a curated record
CUGUACUUUUACAGACCGUAAAAAAACGUGCAGCUUAAAUGAUGAUGACGAUGCUGUGUCAACUUUGAACUGCCGCUGCUACAAAAACACUGCUGCUAGUAUGAAAACACAUACAGCUACAGCUAUAACUGCUGGCAUAUGCAAGGUUAUAUAAAGAGCAAAUUCUACUUUACACACACACACAAUGUCAAUGAAAUGAAAUUAAAUGAUAUGUAACGCAACCAAAAUAAAUAUUUAAAAAAACGAACUGAAAAAAACUCGAACGCAAACAAAUACGUAAAUAAAAUAAUAGUAAAAAAAAACUAUAAAAGAAAAAGUGCAAACUCAGGCUGCGCACAGGAUGCACAUGACCACAGCUGAAAAAUAGCAACAACUUUAAAAAUAUUUUAAUAAAAAUUAAAAAAAAACAUUAAAUACAAUUUUUAUAAUAAAAAACUCGCAUAACUUAAGGUACCAAAGUUUUUAAAACGACCAUUUUUGUAAAAUUAAGUUAAAACUGUAAAUAGUUAAAUUUCUUUAAGUAAAGGUGCCUAAUGUAGCAGGAGCUUUUUUUCGUUUAAAAUUACAAAAAACCAAAGAAACCGACAACAAAGUUCAAUUAUUUAAAAUUAAGCCAAAGUAACUUUUGUGAUUUAACUAUAUAACUUAUUAAAAAGAAAAAAGUAACAAUAAUACUACAGGGAUCUUAAUUAAUUUUAAAGAAAAAAUCUACUGCAACUUAACUAAAACUACUACAAGGAUUAUAAACUACUACCAAACAACAACUACAGCUACCAUUGAAAAGAUAUCAAUAUAUAACUAUAGCAGAGUGCGGUAUUCAAAGUUUCUAAAGUAACUUAAACAAAACACAAAACAGCAUAAUAUAGAUCGCAAACUAUUCGUUGGCAUGUUGAGUAAACAACAAACCGAAGAGGAUGUUAGACAAAUUUUUAAUCCCUUUGGCACUAUAGAGGAGUGUACCAUACUCAGAGGUCCAGACGGUGCUAGCAAGGGUUGUGCUUUUGUGAAAUUUAGUUCGCAGCAAGAGGCUCAAUCAGCCAUUACUAAUCUACACGGCAGUCAAACUAUGCCGGGUGCUUCCUCUAGUCUGGUAGUUAAAUUUGCUGAUACUGAAAAAGAAAGGCAAAUACGGCGUAUGCAACAAAUGGCCGGUCAUAUGAAUCUGCUUAAUCCAUUUGUCUUUAAUCAAUUUGGUCCAUAUGGAGCUUAUGCGCAGCAACAACAAGCUGCUUUAAUGGCUGCCGCUGCCACAGCCCCUGGUUCAUAUAUGAAUCCCAUGACUGCUUUGGCCACUCAAAUACCUCCAGGCAUUAAUGGUGCUGGUCAGCCAUCGUUACCCUCACCGACCAUGCCCAAUUUUCAAAUGGGUGCCCAGACACCAAAUGGCCAGCCUGGCAGUGCUGCUGCUGCCGCCGCUGCUGCAGCUGCGGCUGAUGGUGUCUUUACAAAUGGGAUGCCACCACAGACACCAUUCCCAGGACUUUUGGUACAACUUGCAGCACCUCUACAUUUAACUAUACCACCCCAAGGCCUGCCAAAUGGUGAAGCAGCUGCUUUACAACAUGCCUUUGCCACUGGCAUGCCACCAUUCCCUGGAGUUGCCUUUCCCGCCGUUUAUGGACAUAUUCCACAAGCUUUACCACCACCAAUAGCGGCGGUUGCACCCGCUCCACGUGAAGAUUUUCUGAUGUUCCCAGGAUGUUCGAUUUCGGGUCCCGAGGGCUGUAAUCUCUUCAUAUAUCAUUUGCCACAAGAAUUUGGUGAUGCUGAGCUCAUGCAAAUGUUCCUGCCAUUUGGCAAUGUGAUCAGUUCGAAAGUAUUUAUAGAUCGUGCUACAAAUCAAAGCAAAUGUUUUGGUUUCGUUUCAUUUGAUAAUCCUGCCAGCGCUCAAGCGGCCAUUCAGGCCAUGAAUGGUUUUCAGAUUGGCAUGAAAAGACUGAAGGUACAAUUGAAACGGCCCAAAGAUGCCAGUCGACCCUAUUAACAAUCGGAGUUCCUUCAAAUGUUACAUUAUUUUCACAGUUCUUUAAAUCUACAAACAUUCACUAAAUUAUUUAUGCAAUUUUAUGUUUUACAAAUUGAUUCCUCCUCCUCUUCUUCAUCAUCAUCAUCUUCAACAUCAUCAUCGUCAUCCUCCUCUACUUCUUCGACUACUAAUUCAACUACUAUUAAUCCUCUUAUUACUCAACAACAACCCCGCCUUUAUCAUCACAAUAAUUUGCUUCCCUGGCAACGUUAGAACGUCGAUCAAGUUUUCAAAAAAAAAAAAAAAAUGCAAAAAAAAAUUACAAAAAAACAUAAAAAAAUUUAAAAAAAAAAAUUAGAAAAAAAAAAUUACCAAAAAAAAA